Messenger RNA from Phytomonas sp. EM1, 2382 nucleotides. Lineage: Eukaryota; Euglenozoa; Kinetoplastea; Trypanosomatida; Trypanosomatidae. The record is from the annotation of a GenBank genome assembly.
AUGUAUCCAGAACGGCGUCCGUAUGCCACCACCAUGGAGCACACCGGCUACCGCGACAAGCCUCUCGCACCGAUACCGAAGCCGCCGGCGCAUGCCCUCGAGAUUCUAAACGCAGAGACCGGGUAUGACAGCAUCGUUCCCGUUCGAGGCUCCGUAAAAUCCAGAGGCCGUGGGAUGAUGCUUGAUCGGAAUGGUGCGACUUCUUCGUUAACCCGAGGCUCGGAUAAUUGGGGGGCAUCGGCCGCUCCGAAUGGCCUCUUUGACGGAGACGACAACGACCCUCUUGCUGAGCAGAAGCUGCAAAACCCCUUCAAGUUCGCGACUAAGAUGUACCACGGCUCCCAGCAGGCGGUUCUGAAUACCGAGCUUCGCUUUAAGCUAGAGAAGCUCGUGAAGGACUGGGAGGAUCGUAUGGAUAAGCUUCGCACGCUCAUGGUGCAAUACCCCUUCGACUGCGCUACGGUCAACGCACGCAUGCUUGAGGGGAUUCGCUCUUAUCUUACGGGCUAUCGGUGUGCGGAGGACCUCACCUUGCCUGCGGCGCACCUAGUGCAGAAUCUCAAGCUGCAUACCUCCCUGACCGAAAUUGAACAGGCGGAGGCGGUGCCGCGCCUGCAGAUCGAUGGUGUCCAAUACACCUUAAACAGCUUGCUUACCUCUGGUCACCUCAUCGCCCCGCUUGAGGAGUACCUCGAAGCACUGAAGGUACUAGACCAGGUGGCGUGCUUCGUGAUUGAGGGCUCGGACUCCUGUGAGGGCUCGGGAACGGCGCUUGUGAAGGAGACGGCGCCGUCAAAAGGGGCAAUCCUCCCCAGCAGGGCUGCCAUCUCCCUGCACGAGCGCAAUCACUUCAACCCGGGCGAGUACACUUUGGGUGAGCUUCAAAAGAGUCAGGAUUUCCUCCAGAACAUGGAAGCGCAGGUGCUAGAGGCGAAGUCGCGGAAGGACGCCGCGGUGUACCGCCGCGAACCCAUCGAGGCUCUUCGGAACCUCCACGCACAGAUUGACCUCUCCAACGAGAUGCUCCUGCUGAAUAAGACUCGUAUGGAGUUGGUGGUGCUGUACUGCGACGAUGUGCGCUGUAUGCGGACGGACGUCGCGGAGAAGAUGGAGGGCGCCGAGGGCGCCGCAGCGAGGCUGCGCAGUCGCUGCUCCGCGCUCCUCUCGAAGGUGGCGCACGACAUGGAGGUCCUGCAGGAGGCGAUACGGACCACCCACGAUGAGCUCAGCGAGCUGGAGCGGCAGGAGCAGGAGGCCGAGGCGGCCGCGCAGGAGGCCCUCAAGGGGUUCCAGACCGAGGAGAAGGGCUACUGGGAGCAGAUCCGCGACCUCCUCGAGCAGCUCAGCGGCGCCGCAAGCCGGAAGGUGGAGUUCAUGAUGAGCCACAUGUCACAGCGCGAGCGACGUGCGAGGGCCUAUGUCGAGACUUUCUCUCGUCUGAAGGCUGAGGAGGAGCACAGCGAGCGCCUCAGCGGGGUGCAGAUGUUCGCCCAGCGCUGGGAGCAGGGAAGUGGGAUCUACCAGAAAUACGUCGAGGCCUUCAUCCCGAAGCUACUGAAGCGCCUCAGCGCCAUCGAGGAGUCCGCCAAUGACCUUAACCAAAAUGAAUCGCAGGACUACGUCCGUCGGUAUGAGAUGUUCGCGUACGCGGCGGAGGAGGCCAGGGCGAAGCGCUCCGUGCAGGCCGAUCGCAUGCGCCUCACCCAGCGAAGCAUGCAGAUGAACCAAGAGUGCGCUAUCGAGACGCUUGAUCCGACCGUGGAGCAACAUGCGCAGCGGUACGCCGAGGCUGGCCGGGAGCUCGAGGAGGUCUUGGCGUACAUCGCGUACCUGGAGACCAUCCAGCAGGAGCGGAAGGAGGAGAUCGAUCCGGUGCUGCAGAGCGUCCUCUCACACAACCAACUCACGACGACGGAUCCUCUCGAGCUGGAAAAACAGGAGCUUCAACGGCUGGUCGCGGAGUCCGUUCAGGCGGAGCGGCAGAAUGGCAAGGGCGCCGACGUAGGGAAUGCCGACAGAGCCGCGUCUGACCCUGUCGAGUGCAACGAGGUGCUCGCCGCGGCCAUAAAGGCCGAGGAUGGCGUCUCGAGCAACGCGGUCACUGCGACGCAAUCGAUGAAGGAUGCAAACGGGGCGUUAUCCGUGCUCACGAAAUCGGUCAUCCACCCGUUCCUAUCCGCACGCCAGCAGGGCAUCACGCAUGAGGAGGUGUAUGUCGAGAAGCAUCAGCAGCUUAACGAGGCAGAGUUGUGUGCGGUGGAGACGAAGAUGGAUAGAAUACGGAAGAACAAACUGGAGCAGGCGGAAAUGUCAAUGAGGUACCAAAAUGCGGAUUAUAUUCGGACGCUAUUGGCUGCCAACGACCCGACAUGUCAAAUCUAA